AUGAAUCCACUACUGAUCCUUGCCCUUGUGGGAACAGCUGUCGCUUUCCCCGUUGAUGACGAUGACAAAAUCGUCGGGGGUUUCACCUGUGCGGAGAACUCUGUCCCCUACCAGGUGUCCCUGAACGCUGGUUACCACUUCUGCGGGGGCUCCCUCAUCAAUGAAGAAUGGGUGGUAUCUGCAGCUCACUGCUACAUGUACCGCAUCCAGGUAAGACUGGGAGAGCAUGACAUUGAGGUCACUGAGGGAGGUGAGCAGUUCAUCAAUGCGGCCAAGAUCAUCCGCCACCCCAAGUACAGCAGCUGGACCCUGGACAACGACAUCUUGCUGAUCAAAUUGUCCUCACCUGCCGUCAUCAAUAGCCGGGUGGCCUCUAUCUCUCUGCCAAGCUCCUGUGCACCUGCUGGCACCGAGUGCCUCAUCAGCGGCUGGGGCAAUACCCUGAGCUCUGGUUCUAACUACCCGGACCAGCUGCAAUGCCUGUACGCGCCCCUGCUGAGUCAAGAAGACUGUGAAGCCUCCUACCCUGGCGAGAUCACCAACAACAUGGUCUGCGCUGGCUUCCUUGAGGGCGGCAAGGACUCCUGCCAGGGUGACUCCGGUGGCCCCGUGGUCUGUAACGGAGAACUCCAAGGCAUUGUCUCCUGGGGCUAUGGCUGUGCCCAGAAGAACAAGCCUGGAGUCUACACCAAGGUGUGCAACUACGUGAGCUGGAUUCAGGAAACCAUCGCUGCCAAUUAA
This is a messenger RNA of Ochotona curzoniae (black-lipped pika), 741 nucleotides long. RefSeq names its product anionic trypsin. Gene Ontology annotation, molecular function: serine-type endopeptidase activity. Gene Ontology annotation, biological process: proteolysis. The record is from RefSeq and is a predicted model, not a curated record. NCBI's taxonomy places the organism in Eukaryota, Metazoa, Chordata, Mammalia, Lagomorpha, Ochotonidae. The transcript has 5 exons. The coding region runs from base 1 to 741 and encodes 246 amino acids.